CUGUCGCUACGUUCUGCAGUUUGCUAGUCUUCGUCGGUCGGGAAAAACAGGACAUUUUUCCUAUCCUAACUAGUCCGUUGCGUUGUACCAUUGGAAAAGUUCUGUGUUAUGAAUCUGUUUCUUUUCCCGAAUAAUUCGCUCCCAGCUUGCUACGGUCGCGUUCGAGGGAAAUUGCAAGCACAUAGUUGGGAUUACGCGGAAAAAACGUAAUGCAAGUAAAUGAAAAACAGAAAAUUCAGUGAGGAAAGCAACAUGAACUUCCAAAACCGAAAAAUUCUUGUUAGAUAGUUUUUUUUCCUCUGCCUAUGGUUCCUCAAACUUUAAGGAGGUGGAGUUGGACCAGCAGCAUCAGCAGCAGGGAUAUGUGUGGAAAGGAUUUUCUUUCGUCGACAUGUUUGUGUUAGUGAGGAAAACCUUGCAUUGACGCAGCAUCUCAGCACAGGAUUACGAUGACUGGAAAAUUUUCCCAUCGUUUCAGCAUCCCCUGAACGAAAAGUUACCUCUUAUUUUUUCGCACUGAUUAUAGAAAAGCAGAAAAUCCGUGUUUGUGAUUUUUCAUAUUUUUAUAGGAAAGCUGAAAAGCGAAAAAGAAAUUGUCAGUGUCGAAACGAGUGAAAGUAAAACGGUUUUCGUGCGUGUAAUCUAUGAAAAUUUCGGUUGUUUCCAAUUGUGAAAAACGUCGCGACAAACGACUCCGGUGCUGGUUUUUCCAUAUAUGCGACGGAGAACUCCCUUCGAAUUUUUGUAGCCCGGAGUGCCUAGUCCUGAAAAUGGUGGUGAAAAACAAUACGAAAAUGCCAGUUGGUUUGUGAAAAAUAAUGGAAAUGUGGAAAAUUGUUCAAUGGUGAACUCUGUUUUUAUAAAUGAUUCCUACGAUAAAACCUUCUAAAAUGGCAAACUUUAAAGCGAAGACUCAAAUAGUAAGAAACUACUCAAGAAUGGACACUACAGUGGAACAUUCAGUAGAAAGUUAAUACAAUUCGAAAUCAAAGGAGUAAAAUAAGAAACAUCCUCUAGUACAAAGCAUCACCGUAUAUCGCUUAACGACUCCCCUAGGCGAUUUCGUUUUUAUAAGAAAAAUCAAAUAAUUCAAAACAAAUGUAACGAAUAACGAAAAACACUGGAAAAAUGCACAAGUUUACGAUAAUCGUACAAACGCUAGUGUUCGUAUCGUUUGUAACGAGUCAACGUCCCCUAAUCAACAAUACAAGCCCGGUAUCGUCCUCGUCGUCCCUGGGCAUAUCCUCUUCAUCCGUGGGAUCGGCAUCGUCGUCGUCAUCGUCGUCAUCAUUAUCCUCAUCAACGGGACUGUUACCCCAAAUACCGUACAAUAGUGCACAGGGUCGAGCAAUACUUUCGCCAUCAAUACCUCUCUCGUCGCAUACAUCGACCAUUACACCCCUUCGACCAAACUCGAUUGCCAUUCCACCAAUAUCCUAUCCUUCGGGACGGGAACGUCUUCAGAAGCCACGCGAUCGAGGCUACAAUAAAUUCAGACAAUUCCUUACAACACAAUCGCCACUAGGAUUCCUACCAGCAGACAGACCGCCCGAUGGACAUUUCUCUGAAAUAGGGUACAACCCCAGACAGAGGCAGCAUCAGUACUGGGGUCUGUUCGCUGGAAAUAACACCGAUGAGCCGUUACCCGCGAUUAAGAAAUAUCCUUCGUCGUCGUCGUCGAAUUUGAAUCCUAUGCAAAUGCUGAGGAAGACGGUGAAGGGGGACGGUCAGAGUGAUGAUCCGCAAAGGACGGUGGCCGGAAAUCCGCUGAUAGUGGAACCGUUGCAGAGCAAGCGACUGGAGAGGUUGCAUGCAAAUGGACAUUUUCCGGCACUUCGUCCGCCACCGGAAGAUAAUCCAGAAAUCGAUAUGGAGGAGAUGCUUGGCGUUAAGUGUACAUUUGAACGGGAAUGCGCCUGGAAAUGGGAUAAGGAUAUUCCGAAUGGAUUUCAAGUAGUCACCGGCCAAUUAUUACGGGAACAAAAUAUGACGGGACUGAUGCCCGGCCCAGAUGCCGAUCCUAAGAAUGAUGCUUACGGUCAUUUCCUUCAUGUGCGUCUUACAAAGGGUACCCCCCAGCCAAUCCUCCGUUCGCCGCAGUUCAGCAUCACCCGCGAGAACUGCUAUCUGGAGGUUUACCUGCAUCAGAGCGCGAUGGCCCAUGGAAGUAUUCGUGUAGUGAUUGAGCCACUGGGAUCCUACGAAGGAUCCUGGGUACCAACUGAAAUAGCCGGCAAUGAUUUCGGACGAUGGGAACUGAUUACAUUUCGUAUUGGACGUAUUUCAAAGGAUUUUCAGAUUUUAUUCGAAGUAGUGCCGGGGCCGACAAGCGAAACGCAACGGGGACAUGUCAGCAUUGAUAAUUUAAGGAUGCGAAAUUGUUUCCCGGAAGGAGCUAAGAAUGAGACUUGCGAUUUGUCUGAGGUGAAGUGCACCACGAAUAAGGUGGCUGUGUGUAUUGAUGUUCCCAGGAUAUGCGAUAUCAAUGUUGACUGCGAUGAAAAUGAGGAUGAGCUUCUGAAUUGUGACAAGAUUCCGUUUGGUGGACGAUGUGAUUUUGAGAGUGGCUGGUGCGGUUGGCACAACUCCGACAAACCGAUAUUAAUGUGGUCACGACAUUCUGGGCCCACUCCCACCGAUAAAACAGGACCAAAUACGGAUCAUACGUAUCAGCAUACAAACGUCACUGGCUAUUAUAUGUACGUGAAUAUGAACCAACAUGCGAACGAUAGUGAAAAACGGAAAUAUGUCGGAUUUGCAAGUAACGCUAUUAUGAAUAGCGUAAUUUUCAAUCCUCCGCCAUCGGUUCAUUCGAAUAUGUCGUCACCGUACAGGAACUCGUGCAUGGUACGAUUUCACGUUCAUCAAUUCGGCAUGAAUGCAGGAAGCAUCAACCUUUCAGUGGUGGAGAUGCGGGAGAAAGAAAACUUCACCACGACAUUAUGGUGGAGCUCGAAAAACCUAGGCGAAGAUUGGGUUCGAGGAGAACAGUAUUUACCGAAUAUAACGCAUAAGUACUUCCUACAAUUUGAAGCACGCAUGGGAAUGAGGAUAUUUUCAGACGUAGCAGUCGACGAUAUAUCAUUGAGUCCUGAAUGUUUUGGUUUGAACAUACCUUCGGAACAUCUUCAUGGGUACAAUUACUAUGAUCCGCGCAUUGGGGUUCAAAAAGAACCCCAUAAAGAUUUUGAGAAUAAAACGAUGUUUGAGCUGACGACGUGUGGAGCGCGUGGAAUUUACGGUCCUUCGAAGGAGCAGUGCCAGGUUGCGUACAACAAUACAGAAGUAAUAAACUAUACUAGAGUCUUGAAUGACACCAUAUAUAAAGGAAUUCAAGUGUGGAAGGUUCCCAACGAAGGAUAUUACACUUUGAUAGCGAAAGGUGCCGGUGGGGGUCUUGGAUCCGGAGGAGUUGGCUCCUCACGUGGUGCGAUAUCAAUAGCAGUUUUGGAACUGCAUAAAAAUGAGGAACUCUAUUUAUUGGUUGGUCAAGCGGGCGAACAUGCCUGUAUCAAAUCGAUAGGAUACCGCGACGAAGGCUGCGAAGUGACAGAGAAAAGGCCCAACGAGUUAUACCAUUCUAAGACGGACAUGGUUCGAAACAUUGUCAUUGAGGAUGGCGCCGGAGGAGGUGGUGGAGGAACUUUCAUAUUUUUGUUGAAUAAUGCAAAGAAUCCAGUUCCACUUCUUGUGGCCGGGGGUGGAGGUGGCUUAGGAAUUGGACGUUAUUUGGACGAUGACUUCCAGCAUGGUCAGGGUAUCAACCCUAACAUGUCAGACACUAUAGGACGAGUAUACGGUGAAACAAAUAGAACAGCUGGACCGGGAGGGGGUUGGCGAGGUUAUGGAGUUUAUUCCAAGCCUCACAUUAAUUACGGGGCAGCCUUGCUGGAGGGAGGACGUGGUGGAUUGCCUUGCUAUGAGCUGCGUGGAUAUCAUGGACAAGGUGGUUUCGGGGGUGGUGGAGGUGGUUGUCGAACAGGUGGUGGCGGAGGGGGAUAUGCUGGGGGCUCAACAUUUCUGAAUAUAUCGAGUGGUGAAGGAGGGUCUUCAUAUAUUGGACUGAAACGAAGCAUUCGUGGUUUGAGUGGGGUGUACGAAGGUGCCAAUAGUGGUGCUGGGUCAGUUAUGAUUAUUCCGGCUGUUGUUGGAUGUGGUUGCGAUUAUCGUUGUGUUGCAUUAGAUGAAUAUAGGUCCGUGACACAGUGUAUUUGUCCGGAAGGAUGGAGAUUGCGAAAUAACACUGCGUGCGAAUUACCCUUCGUUGAUAAAAUACCCCUUCAAUAUUGGAUAUCGUUUUUGGCGUUAAUCUCAAUACUUUUGAUAGCAGCGUUGUCUUCAUUAAUAUUUAUGUUGUAUAAUCGAUAUCAACGAACAAAACAGGCUGCUCUAAGACACAAAAUGUUAUUAGAGCAAGAUUUGCAAUUAAGUCGUUUACGGCACAAUGCCGACGAUUCAGCUUUAACUAAUUUUAAUCCAAAUUACGGUUGUGAUGGAAUAUUAAAUGGUAAUAUCGAUGUUAAGACAUUACCACAAGUAGCUAGAGAAAGUCUACGAUUAGUCAAAGCUCUCGGUCAAGGAGCCUUUGGCGAAGUAUAUCAAGGAUUAUAUCGACAUCGUGAUGGCGACGCAGUUGAAAUGCCGGUCGCCGUUAAAACCUUACCCGAAUUAUCUACAGGACAGGCUGAAACCGACUUCCUAAUGGAAGCUGCAAUUAUGGCGAAAUUCAAUCAUCCCAACAUCGUUCACCUGAUUGGGGUGUGUUUCGACCGUCAUCCUCGCUUCAUAGUCUUGGAACUUCUAGCUGGGGGUGAUUUAAAGAAUUUCCUCCGAGAGGGGCGCAACAAGCCCGAAAGACCAUCUGCUCUUACCAUGAAAGAUCUGGUGUUCUGUGCACUGGAUGUUGCAAAAGGAUGCCGCUACAUGGAGAGCAAGAGAUUCAUCCAUCGCGAUAUAGCGGCUAGAAAUUGCUUGUUGAGUAGUAAGGGUCCAGGGAGGGUGGUGAAAAUCGCAGACUUUGGUAUGGCCAGAGACAUUUACCGAUCCGACUAUUAUAGGAAAGGUGGCAAGGCGAUGUUACCGAUAAAGUGGAUGCCACCGGAAGCAUUUAUGGAUGGUAUUUUUACGUCGAAAACGGAUGUGUGGUCGUUUGGUGUAUUGCUGUGGGAGGUAUUUAGUUUAGGUUUAAUGCCAUAUACAGGACUUCCGAAUAGGGAAGUUAUGAACUUGGUGACACACGGUGGGCGUCUGGACUCACCACCGGGCUGUCCGCAAGCUAUUUAUAGGAUAAUGGUUGAAUGCUGGAACCCUAAUCCAGAGGAGCGACCAACAUUUUCAACUUUACUGGAGCAAUUAACUGCUUGCACACAAGAUCCAGAGGUAAUGAAUGCUCCACUUCCGAGUAUAGCUCACCAACAAGCGAGUGAAACCGACACAACAAUCGUACGUCCUCCAUGCAGCGAUGAAUUCUGUCUGCAGGCUCCUAAUUCGUCAGACUAUUUAAUACCCUUACCAGAUGCUAGAAAUACAGUCGAACGGCUAUUAAAUGAAGCAACUGGCGUUACACUAUCGGAAACAGCCCUAAUGUACGCCCCACCUGUAGUGACCUCACCGCCCGUAACGAAAUGUCGCGAUGAGAAUGGUGGCUGUUGGGAGACCUCGUUCACAAUGCCAAACUCGCAUAGUGGGCAACCUCUUUUAUCCACAAAAGAAGCCCAAGUGAAUGGUCUGGACGCAGUCCCCAACCACAUCAAUCACAACCACUUCCCGCACCAAAACCAACUUCUCCAGAAGAAACCACCCCAGCAUAACGCUGCCUGCCAAGUCACCAGUAAUGAUGGUGACUAUCAACCAACUCUGAUAAGUCUGGAUACACCACAGCAAACCCCUACCACAAUUAAGCCACCCGUGUCAUUUGCUCAAAUAGAUGGAAUCACACUAGAUCCAUCUGCACUUAAUAAAACACAUGGAAAUCUACAGCAGCCGCAUCAGCCGGCCAACAAAUUGUCCUAUGCCAAUGUACAAAUGCUCAACUCCCUGAAAAAUGGGGAGCAGCACUGCAACCACCAAAUAUCCACAACACAAACACAAUCCCCCACUCCUCCGAAUGGGGUGCCUCAGUCGCCAACGGAGAAAAUGAAUGGUAAUGGAAAUAGUAACAGCUUCGAUGGAAGCAGUUCAACGAUAAGUGCCAGCUCAGCCCCAUUUGCCAUUCAAGGAUUCAACGAUCGGUACAUUGCCAAGGAGAACCAUUCGGAGAUAAGCUGUUAACUGACUGCCAAAGAACCUGCUACUUGGUUGUAAUCGAGCUGACUAGGGUAGCUAGUCAUUGUCCUGAUUGCAACCAGGACUAACAAAGCAACAAACAAGACUAAAGUCAUUUAACGAAAGAAACUAUGUGAAGACAUUAAGAUCUUUUCUCGUAACAUGUGAGUGAGAGUGUGCUGAACCGAUAAAAACAAAAUGAUAUUUACGUAAAUUGCUUAAUCAUAUGAGGAUUAUUUUAUUAACUACAAAAUCACAUUCAAACGUCUCUAGAGAAGAAAAUGCUCGAACAAUUGGAUUUACACGUCCCACAAUCUGACUUAGUUCGAAAUCAUUAUCAUUAAACUGUUUUUUAUAUUAAUUAUUAAAUUAUAUAUUAUUUUUUAUAUAAAAACGAAUUGAAAGUAGAUAUUUUUAUUAUUAUACAUGUACAUCUAUGUUAGGUAAGUUUUAGGAUAAAAUAUUUUAAAUAAAUGGAAUAAACUGAUGUAAUAAACGUAGAAUUGUAUUUUAGAAUAAUACAUUGAAUAUUGAAAGAAAGAUAUUUCAUUACAUCUAAACUGAAUGAAAUAAACAAAAAAGAAAACCCCAUUUAUUGAUAGUUACACAAAAAAGAAAUUAAUAAAAGUGAAUUAAAAUGAAAAAGAAAUUGUAGAAAUUAUGUAAAAAAUACAUGAGCGUGUAAGCAGAAAGGGAAUUUUUGCUCAUAACGAAAAACGAAAUUUCAUAAAAUUUAUUAAUAAAUAAAUUAAAAUUAAUUAAAUAAAUAAAAUAAAAUAAAAGAGAAAACCAAUGAGAUAAUUAUCAUUGGAUUUAAUAAAUUAUAAAUCUACUGAAAUUUUUUUUUUAGUUAAACGAAAAUGUACAUUGAAAAUCGUGACUUUCAUCAACUGCUACAAGUUAAGUUGGUCAGUGCAUAUGAAAUGUAUACUUAAUAUGCAUUAUUAAUUAAUGGAAACAUAAAUAUUUAAGGCAUAUAUAUAAAUGAAAAGAAUGAUAACUAAACUAAGUAGUUUAUAACGAACACAUGAAAAUAGAUACAAUAGUAAGAUUCAUACGCAAAACAUGGUUUCGCUAAAUGCUUUUAUAGAUUUAAAUUUUAUGCAUUGCCUGAUAAAAUUUUUAUAAUGUGCUAACAAGAUAUAGUUGCCGAAUUGGUAUCAUUUGAAAAUUGUUUGAAUUUUCUCUAAUUUUGGUUUAAAUUUUACCUUUUUGACCUACAUUUCACUGAAAAAUAUCGAAAAACUAACAAAGCAAAUUUUAAAUGAACCAAUUCACCGAAUAAUUGAGAUAUUUUGCAAUACCUUCUAUGCUUCCAUAUAUUUUCUCAAUUAAGUUUAUAUUUAACUAAUUUGCUGUUAUUUAUUGCCUAAAGUGAAUCCCGUCCAAAUGCGUUACAAUUAUAAUUUUAAAUAUGUUAAUAGUGGUAGCAAUGCUAUUUUAUUUUAAAAAAAAAAUGUUAUAUCCAAGCUUUUUAUAGUUAAAUUGUUCUGAAUUUAAAACAAUUUUUCAAUACUCUCUCUAUUAUAUUAAAUUUGAUAUAAUCCUUGGGGUUAUGUUGUAUGGUUUCAUUGUUCCAUACGCCUAUUUGUAUUAAUUGUCCUUUGGAUGUUUUACUCAUUACUUCUGGAGGUUAGUUUCAAGGCAAUCCUGAAGUAAUAUGUUUAUUAAAUUUGAAUAUUUUUAAGUUGCAAUGACCCUAAAAUACAAUAAAUCCAUAGAAUCCCAUCAGCUUCGGGAUAAAAAACAAACAGUUUUCUUACAAAUGGAUAAACUAAUAAUUGUUCUCUCAUUUCGAAUAAAAAUUCCAAUAGAUAUGUUCUCGAUAAUUCAAUGUUUUUUUUAUUUGUCACUGAAGCAUACACACAUAUACUAUUUUUAAGGAUAUAAAAAUAUAGAUAUAUUAUAUGUAAUAUAAUAUAUAUUCAAAUUCAAAAAGAAUAUAAAUCUAAAUGGUGGAAUUACACUAAAACAAAGUAUUUCGUAACGAAAACACAAAAAAAAACACAUAUACAUCCGUAAGAAUACAAUUAAGAGUAGAUACAUAAGAGAAAAGAUACAUAUUAGAUUGAUUUUUAAGUAUCAUUGAAAACGGAGCUGAUGCAAAAAGUAGAAGCCAAACAUCCGUUCGAAAAGCUACUAGUCACACACCACAUACUUCCCCCUCUCCACCCCACAUACUCGUUCGUACACAUCAUUGUCACUUAAAUUAAAUAUAAUAAAUAAUUAUUGAUGAAAAAAAUAAUACAAAUAACUUACAAUUGCAUAUAUAAAAGAAAAAAAAACAUGAAAAUAAAAUAUAUUUGAAUAAAUUAAAUAAAUAAAUGAAAUUUAUGGUUGUAAUAUUUAUAAUGUUUAAGUUUAGUAAAAAUAUUUAAAGCAAACUGUUAAAUUAAGUGGGAAAACAGAAAAAUAAAUAACAUGUAGAGUGUUGUAAAUAGAAUAAAACUAUCCAGAAAAAGUAAAAACAUGAUUUAUAUAUAAAUUUCAACCACUAUACAUGCAAAAAAUAUGAAUCUCAUACCUGAAAAUGUAGCAAAACUAAGAAUUUCAAUCAAGUGCAAGCAAAGAAUAAAAUUUAUUAUUUAUUUUAAAGGAA
Messenger RNA from Hermetia illucens (black soldier fly), 8863 nucleotides. RefSeq names its product ALK tyrosine kinase receptor (gene Alk). Gene Ontology annotation, molecular function: ATP binding; protein binding; transmembrane receptor protein tyrosine kinase activity. Gene Ontology annotation, biological process: positive regulation of kinase activity; cell surface receptor protein tyrosine kinase signaling pathway; multicellular organism development. Gene Ontology annotation, cellular component: signaling receptor complex; membrane. The record is from RefSeq and is a predicted model, not a curated record. The coding region runs from base 1129 to 6270 and encodes 1713 amino acids. Lineage: Eukaryota; Metazoa; Arthropoda; Insecta; Diptera; Stratiomyidae. The transcript has 15 exons.